Messenger RNA from Corticium candelabrum, 3484 nucleotides. RefSeq lists its product as uncharacterized. The coding region runs from base 410 to 3259 and encodes 949 amino acids. The record is from RefSeq and is a predicted model, not a curated record. The transcript has 19 exons. Lineage: Eukaryota; Metazoa; Porifera; Homoscleromorpha; Homosclerophorida; Plakinidae. Gene Ontology annotation, molecular function: protein binding.
GCCAUCUAGCCACAAGUUUCCUACGCAGGACGUUCUUGAAUUCAAAUUUGAACAUUGCAGCGUUCUAUACAUCACCAGCGACUACUUCUUGGCAUUUCCUAGCCUUCAAGUCAUAAAAGGAGGUUACAACCAGAUUUCUAGUCCAUUCUUGCUACCUCGAGGAGUUAUCAAAGUCCAUCUAAAUGACAAUAGCAUUAAAUCAGUGACAGAUUUCUUCCAAAGGAAUGGGUCCACUUUGUCUGAUUAUAACAUACAAGAGUUAUAUCUGACUCGAAAUCGAAUUCAUACUAUCAAGUCUGGUGACUUCUCAAAUUUGCCACACUUGCGCCGUUUCGAACUACAGGGCAGCAAUAUAGAUGCAAACUCUUUAAAGACGCUACGAAGGCUUGGAUUUCGUAGUGGAGAGCUGAUGGUUAAUCUUUACAGUAACAUUCUACCUGAACUUCAAGAGGAUUUUCUUAUAUUGCCGGCAGUCACUAAACUAAAACUAGCACUUUGUGGCAUAGAGCAAGUUCAUCGCGGAGCAUUCAGGCAUCUUUCAAAUUUGCAAAAUUUGGACAUGUCAAAAAACAAAAUAACUCAGUUUCCACCUGGAAUCUUCAAUCGCACGGAGAAAUCAUUUAUUAAAUUGGACUUGUCUUUCAACCUACUUACGUCGUUCAGCGGUGCUCUAUUCAAGAAACAGCAACAAAUAUUAUAUCUAAGUCUAUUCCACAACCAUUUGCACGAAAUUGAAGACUCUCUAUUUGAAACAGUCACCAUGAUAUUUACUCUUGAUCUGUCUUUCAACUACUUGACGUCACUUCCUCGAAGCUUAUCAAAACAGUACUUUUUGUCAAAAAUGUUCUUGGUCGGAAAUCGUCUGAAAACAAUUAGAAGUUACUCUUUUACGAACCUCGUUUUUCUUCGUGAAUUGUACCUCAUGAGAAACAACUUGUCACACAUUGAAGCAGAAUCGUUUCACGAUUUGAAAUUACUCAGAAAAUUAUAUUUGAUUGACAACAAUCUAACAUCUUUGCCUAUCGAACUGUUUAUGCCUUUGACCAAUUGCACAAUAUGGUUAAAUUGCUGCAUGUUGAAACGACUACCAAGAGUUAAUGACAAAGUGAAUAUACAAUGUGUAACAGAAGGAAAUGGAGCUGUUAUGGAAAAUCUCAGUGAAGAAGCUGCAUCUACUUACUCUCAAUCAGGAUUUACUUGCCAUGAAACUGAAGCUGAAACGAAUCCAUACAUUUACAAUUGCAGCGAAUGCCCUUCCGGAACAAAUGCUACUAACACUAAUGGCAAAAUUGAUGGUAAACUUGGCAUUUGCAAAUUUUGUCCAGCAGGUGGCUGGUAUCAAGACCAAGCUGGACAGAAAGAAUGCAAAAAGUGUGUAGACGGUACUUAUGUCCAACCGUUUAAGAUACCAGGUCGAACUCCACUAGAUUGCGCAGUUUGUCCGACGGGAACAAACACAAGAGUUCAUGCAGGAUUCAGAGCCUGUCCUUGUCUUGACGGUUACUACAGACUUGACAGAUUCGGUCCGUGCUUUGCAUGUAAUGCCACAUCUGAAGGACUUGCAUGUCGAAAUGACUUUCCUACAGUUAUGAGUGGAUACUGGUGGUCUUGGGAACACUCAAGUAAUCAAGAGAAAUUUGUGAAUUUUGUCAGAGAAAUUCAAUUCAGAGAUGACUCGUAUAGCAAUGAAUCGGUUAGUUUUAAGGGAGACUUACCAAUCGUCUAUCGCUGUCCUCUGGCAAAGAGUUGUAAUGGUGGCGUGACAGAUGAAGAAAUGUGUAUGAAGGGAUAUUCCGGUCCGCUCUGUUCUCUCUGCGACAACGGAUAUUUCUUUUGGUCGAGCGAGUGCGUCACGUGUCCACCCGUUUGGCGUAGUUGUUUACAACUAGCGUCUAUUGGGUUGCUCUUCGUGCUUUUUCUGUUUCUUCUCUUCAAGGUAGACAAGCUGGCAAUGAGAGGUAAACAACAAGCGGCAACCGUUGUCGAUCAGAUCGCCUCCAAAGUCAAGAUAAUCGUAGGAUUUGUUCAAGUUAUGGCUGGCGUUCUUUCAGCUCUGCGCUAUGUACCUUGGCCUGAGAUUCUUCUUGCUGCCGGCGCUUGGUUAAAAUCCAUCGAACUGAACGUCAUAGAAAUAGCCACUCCAUCUUGCCUUAGUUCGCGCUUACGCCUUAACGCGCUGCAAAAGACCGUCGUCAAUCUGACGGGUCAAUGUCUGCUUUUGCUAUUGGUCUUCGCAUACUACUGGAUUCGUUAUUGUGCCGUGCCGCAUUGUUGCCCACGCUUGCGAAGUGACGACCGGAGUCGCUCUUUAGCCAGGAGGUCGUGCAUGAGAAACAGCUGGUGGAUUAUGUUUCUCUGUUAUCCAUCUGCAACGGCUCAGAUUAUGUCCACUCUACCAUACAAAGUGUGGACAUGCCAUCAGAUUUGUCAUUACCGUGGUCAGCAGGACUGUCCUUGGUACUUAAAGGUCGACAUGAGUAUACAAUGCGAUUACUCAUCACAAGGAAACCACAGAGUUCUCUUUCUAAUUUGCUGGUCUAUGUCUGUCUACGUACUGGUUUUACCUCUACUGCUGCUGUUUGGUCUUUAUAAAAGGCACAAAAUUCCAAGUGAUAAUUCGAAUGAUAAUGACGAAUUUAUUCCUCUCCGCAAUAGACGAAAUAGUGCUAAAGAUGACAUUUUCAGCUCACUACAGUUUUUGGAUGAGAACUACGAAGCAAAGUUUUGGUUUUGGGAAUUAUUAGAAAUCGCUAGAAAAUUUCUUCUUACAUGUGGAAUCCAAUACUUCGGUGGCAAAAGUCUUUCCGGCGUUGCCAUAGCAGCAAUGAUUGCUAACAUUUUUCUCGUUCUUCACGCGCACUUCAAACCAAUUAAGCGAAAAUCAGAGCAGCUGCUGCAGCUUCUCUCUCUUAUGGUCAUUUCUCUCAGUCUCAUGCUUGGAACUCUAAUUGCUCUCCAAGAUGCGACCUCUAACAUUCUCGCUGUAGAAGAUGCUUAUGAUCGCAAAGUGUUCUCUAUUGUCGUCAUGCUUGUCAACGGUCUCUUUGUUUUAUUUCUGAUAGGGCGUUUGGUAUUUUGUGGCUAUAAAGCCAUGAAGACUGUUCGUGAAAGCGAAGGUAGUUGCAAACUACUUCCAUGGCUCAUACAUUUCUUUGUCGAUGAGGAGGCUUACACCGAAACGCGUGUGAGCACACAAUCAUUCGAGCAGCAUUGCAAUGAAAUGUCUGCUUUUGCAGAUGAUGAGUUGGAAGAUCCAUGAGAGUAUACUACUUGUUCAUUGAAUAACAUUGAUUUCUCUCUCUAACUAUAUUAGAAUCGCAGCUUCUUAGCUUCUUUGAUUUUCGUCCGUGCACAUAGGAGUACGUUGGCAAUAGAUUAAUUAUGAAGCACUCUUAGGCAUUCUUUAGAGGCAAUUGCUAUUAGAUGAUUGUAUGCACCAUGUUAUCUAAGUCAAACACAAUUGAAAAAUAACAACUUGAAUUAC